GUCGGCCUACGUGAUUGGUCAACGCCCGCCCAGCCUGAUGUCCUAUUGGUUAGGGCUGCCACGCCUCCCUGCGUACGGGCGCCGCACUUCCGCUGGGUAGCGCACCCCGCAGGCUCCGAGCCGCCUCCACCCGCUCGGCGCCAUGGCGUCUCAGGGACCUCGGCGGAGGCCGCCGCGAAGGCCCGAGACGGUGGUGCGGGGAGAGGCGGCGGAGACCGAUUCGGAGCUCUCUGCGUCCUCGUCGGAGGAGGAGGAGCUGUACCUCGGACCGUCGGGCCCGACGCGCGGCCGCCCCACCGGGCUGCGGGUGGCCGGGGAGGCCGCGGAGACUGACUCUGACCCGGAGCCGGAACCGACGGCCGCGCCGAGGGACCUGCCUCCGCUCGUGGUGCAGCGGGAGACGGCCGGGGAGGCCUGGGGGACGGAGGAGGCCCCGGCGCCCGCCCCCGCGCGCUCGCUGCUGCAGCUCCGGCUGGCGGAGAGCCAGGCGCGCCUGGACCACGACGUGGCGGCCGCCGUGAGCGGCGUGUACCGCCGCGCGGGCCGCGACGUGGCCGCCCUGGCCAGUAGGCUGGCGGCCGCCCAGGCGGCAGGGUUGGCGGCCGCCCACAGCGUGCGCCUGGCGCGGGGAGACCUCUGCGCGCUGGCCGAGCGCCUGGACAUCGUGGCCAGCUGCUGCCUGCUGCCUGACAUCCGCGGCGUGCCCGGGGCCGAGCCCGAGCAAGACCCAGGGCCGCGGGCCUAGCCUGGACCCCACGCCCCGCCUGCCUCUGCGUCCUGGGGGCUGAAGGGGGCUUGUGACCUGGCUCAUACCCUAUAUGCCCCCCUCCCAUCUUGCUGUCAUGCUCAGGGCCGACCCCACCCCCUGGAUAACGUUGUGUAUGUGUGUGUGGGGGGCCUGGGAGGGGGAGUGCAAUGGUGCUCAGCCCCACCGCUUGCAUCUGGUUCCUCCCGGUGGUCCUGGCCCUUCUCCCCGGUGCCCAGCCUGUAUCUGAGGCUUGGCUCCAGCCCCUGGAUAACUGGCCGCUCCUGGAUCUGUCUCCAUCUUGGGGGCUCACUGUGCCCCACCUUUCCUUGCGCUCUGCCUUUCCAAGUUUGGAUUUUGCCCUCAGGGGCUGAUGCUGCUGCUUCCCUGAGGAGCCCCAGCGUCUACUAAUGGGGGCCGCCAAUCUCCUCCCUCUACAGACACCGCCCCUCCUCUGGGCUGCGCAUCCUGCAGACUCCGAGCUUCCUGGCGCCUUCCUUCACCCUCCUGCCUCUGCCUCCACUCCUAGCUACACUUCUGGACCCUUUUUCUGUUCCCAGGGCUGGCCCUGGUUCCCUCUUCCUCCUAGCUUUAGCCCUUGCUCUGCCAUCUCCCGGCUGCUGCUCCCGGGGCUUAGCUCCUCCCCUUUGGCCUGAUCCUUCUCCUGGGUCCAGUUUACCCUUAGGAUUGGUUUUGCUUCCUUUUUGCGUUUCCCAUCCUGCUCAUACCACCUGCCUGAUCCUGGGCUCUGGAAACCCUAUGGUUUCUCAUCAGGCCCAAGAUGGGGCCGCCUCCUCCCCACUCUCCAGGCUCAAGAUGGCAUCUCAUCCAGACCCAAGUGUGUGUGUGUGGGGGGGGGUCCCCCGCACCCUCCAAGCCAAGGUGGCACUUUGUGCCUGAGUGUGAGAUACAAAAUGGGCUUCCUCCUGACUCUCCAGGGGGACAGUGGCGCCCCUCAGGCACUUCGGGUCCAGUAUGACUGCCCUGGUACCUUGGGUGCGAUAUGAUACCACUUUGCAGAUAAGGGCCACGCGCGUGGUGUUGGUUUACUGUUGACCCCAGGAUGCUAAGAGGACUUGGAUUUCUGUUCCUGCUUCUGGCUCCAGCCCUAGUCCCUCAGUCCCAUUCACAUGUAUUCCCCUCCCCACUCUUUUAUCCCAACCUAAAGCUGAGGUCUGAGUCCCAGGAUGGAGAGAGUGGGAGAGCGCUCUAUGGCAGAUUCAUUAAAAGGCAAAACAUUUACUGGCAUGGUCAGCUCCUCUCAUCUCCCCACUUAGAGGGGUGGGUUGGUUAGCAAUUUCUCUGAGACUGGGGGUCCCAAGAGAGGGAUCCUUCCUGCCUGGCCUUUUGAAGGUGAAGCUGUAGCUGAAAGUGAGGGCCCCUAGUUCGUUUGUUUUUUGCUGGUUCUGCAUUUAUUUGUAUUUUGUUAACACAUUUACUGGGCACCUGUUCUGUGUCUGUUCUGUGCUGGGCACGGGAUGCAACAACCAGUACAGACCCUCACUGAGCUCACAGCCCACUGGGAGAGACAGACAUUAAUAAAAUACUCUCGUAAAUGGA
This is a messenger RNA of Myotis daubentonii (Daubenton's bat), 2305 nucleotides long. RefSeq names its product biogenesis of lysosomal organelles complex 1 subunit 3 (gene BLOC1S3). The record is from RefSeq and is a predicted model, not a curated record. Gene Ontology annotation, cellular component: BLOC-1 complex. Lineage: Eukaryota; Metazoa; Chordata; Mammalia; Chiroptera; Vespertilionidae.